AUGUCGACGGACUUCGAGCUAAAAUUAACAUCAUUACAAUAUUUAUCUACCGGCUGGAGAAGGAACAGAGACAUCUCCAUUUUUUCAAGUUUCCUAAUUUCAGGAAAUAAUGUGUUAGAGUCUCAGGACCUUUCUGAGUUGAGUGAAUAUCUGCUCUUUCAGGGAAGGUAUGUUCUCCUGAAGGUGUGGGAUGAAGGGAGGACAAGUUUUGUAGCCACAUCAACCAACUAUGCUUACUCUUUCCCCAGUGCUCUGGUGCUACUGAUUGCUCAAGAGAAGGAACGGAACAUAUUUGACCAGCGUGCUAUAGAGAAUGAGCUACUAGCCCAGAAUAUCCAUGUAAUCCGUCGAAGGUUUGAAGAUGUCUCUGAAAAGGGAUCUCUAGACCAAGACCGAAGGCUGUUUAUGGAUGGCCAGGAAGUUGCUGUGGUUUAUUUCCGGGAUGGGUACAUGCCGAGUCAGUACAGUGGACAGAACUGGGAAGCACGCCUGCUGCUGGAGAGGUCAUGUGCUAUUAAGUGCCCGGAUAUUGCCACCCAGCUGGCUGGGACUAAGAAGGUGCAGCAGGAACUGAGCAGAAUGGGUGUGCUGGAGAUGUUGCUCCCUGGCCAGCCUGAGACUGUGUCCCGCCUCCGUGCCACCUUUGCUGGCCUCUACUCACUGGACAUGGGUGAAGAAGGGGACCAGGCCAUUACUGAGGCCCUUGCUGCCCCUAGCCAGUUCGUGCUAAAACCCCAGAGAGAGGGUGGAGGUAAUAACCUAUAUGGGGAGGAGAUGGUGCAGGCCCUGGAGCGGCUGAAGGACAGUGAGGAGAGGGCCUCCUACAUCCUCAUGGAGAAGAUCGAACCUGAGCCUUUUGGAAAUUGUCUGCUACGGCCUGGCAACCCUGUCCGAGUGGUCCAGUGCAUCUCAGAGCUGGGCAUCUUCGGAGUCUAUGUCAGGCAAGGAAAGACACUUGUGAUGAACAAGCAUGUGGGACAUCUGCUUCGAACCAAAGCCAUCGAGCAUGCAGAUGGUGGAGUGGCAGCAGGAGUGGCAGUCCUGGACAACCCAUACCCUGUGUGAGGGCAUAGCCAAGCCUGCCCAGACUUUGCUCAAGAGACCUUGUAUCCCUCAUACUUGUCAUUCCUUACCUAGCCCCUCUGAGGGUCUUCCCUCCCUGCACCUUGGGAGGGCUGGUCUCUUCUGCUCUGGGAAGGAUGAAUGUUGGGUUCUUUUCCCCAGCUCUCCCCUCUGAGGACCAGAAAAGCUGUAUUUCCCUUAGGUGAGAUCUAUAGGCCCCUAAAUCCACAGAGUGUGGGUAUAACUAAAAGGACGCUGAUUUGAGGUAAGGGUCCAUAACCCUGCCACCCACCCGCCUGUCAGCCCCUCCUCAGCCUUUUCAGCAGGUUCCAGUGUCUGACCUAGAAUAGGACUGAGAGGUAGGAGAGGGGCAGUGAAGGGGCAUAGCCUUUCCUCACCUCUGCCUUAAAUAAAACAAUAUUGCUGAUUCUCUGA
Suricata suricatta (meerkat) is the source of this 1497-nucleotide messenger RNA. RefSeq names its product glutathione synthetase (gene GSS). NCBI's taxonomy places the organism in Eukaryota, Metazoa, Chordata, Mammalia, Carnivora, Herpestidae. Gene Ontology annotation, molecular function: ATP binding; glutathione synthase activity; glutathione binding. Gene Ontology annotation, cellular component: cytosol. Bases 1 to 1065 code for a protein of 354 amino acids. Gene Ontology annotation, biological process: glutathione biosynthetic process. The record is from RefSeq and is a predicted model, not a curated record. The transcript has 8 exons.